AUGUCUACCACCACAGGUUCAUUCAUUGCAGGCGGUAUAGCAGCUUGUGGUGCUGUCACAGCCACUCAUCCCUUCGAGACCAUCAAGAUCCGGUUGCAAUUACAAGGAGAGCUGCAAGCCAAGAAAGAUGCGCCGAGACUGUACAAAGGCGUUUUCCACGGCGUGAGCGUUAUCCUGAAGAAUGAAGGGCCAAAAGGCUUGUACCGAGGUAUUGGGGCAGCGUAUGUAUACCAGAUGGUCCUCAAUGGCUGCCGCCUAGGCUUCUACGAGCCCCUCCGCCAAAGCCUCACCUCUGCCAUCUUCAAAGACUCCAAAGUCCAAUCCCUUGGCAUCAACAUCUUCACCGGUGCUGCAUCUGGCAUGCUCGGCGCUGCAGCCGGCUCCCCUUUCUUCCUCGUCAAGACGCGCUUGCAGUCUUACUCGCCUUUCCUGCCCGUGGGCACUCAACACGGGUAUAAGAAUACGGUGGAUGGCUUUCGAAAAAUCCAUCGCGCUGAGGGUUUCAAGGGUCUCUAUAGAGGGAUCGAAGCGGCUAUUGUCAGGACAGGUUUUGGAAGCAGUGUACAGCUGCCGAUGUACUACUUUGCGAAGAGGAGGUUGAUAAAACACCUGGACAUGCAAGAGGGAGCUGCCCUGCAUUUGGCAAGUAGCGCGUGCAGUGGGUUCGUGGUCUGCUGUGUUAUGCAUCCACCAGACACGAUAAUGUCGCGGAUGUACAAUCAAACGGGUAAUCUGUAUAGUGGCGUAUUCGACUGCCUAAUCAAAACUGUAAAAACCGAAGGACUCCUGGCCAUAUACAAAGGGUUCUUUGCACACUUAGCAAGGAUUCUGCCACAUACAAUUUUGACCUUGAGUCUGGCGGAGCAGACGAACAAGUACAUGCGGAAGUUUGAAGAUAGAAUUUUGCCGGCGACGGUCAAGGAGAAAUUAUAG
Molecule: messenger RNA, 933 nt
Organism: Letharia columbiana
Lineage: Eukaryota; Fungi; Ascomycota; Lecanoromycetes; Lecanorales; Parmeliaceae
Exons: 5
Coding region: 1-933 (310 amino acids)
Biological process (GO): transmembrane transport
Source: RefSeq, a predicted model, not a curated record